Messenger RNA from Erpetoichthys calabaricus (reedfish), 3156 nucleotides. Its product is annotated as N-acetyllactosaminide beta-1,3-N-acetylglucosaminyltransferase 3-like. The transcript is spliced from 5 exons. The coding region runs from base 435 to 1604 and encodes 389 amino acids. Gene Ontology annotation, molecular function: hexosyltransferase activity. Lineage: Eukaryota; Metazoa; Chordata; Cladistia; Polypteriformes; Polypteridae. The record is from RefSeq and is a predicted model, not a curated record. Gene Ontology annotation, cellular component: membrane.
AUGGAGUUUACCUGCGGCUAAUGGUAGCGGUCAAACAUUCGGAGGUGAAUCACAUGUUGGCGUCUCCAAUGGUCAUCUGAAUCCAAUGUUGAGAAAACCCACAUUAAAAAAAAAAAAGGAGUCAGGAGUUGUAAGAAGACUGAUCGCUGGGAGGUUUAAGCCGAAGUUGUGCUAUUCUGGUCCUCCAGGUCAUGAGGGUCUUCCAUUAGUUCUCCUUUCGGCUGUUGGCAAAUAGACAAGAAUUUGUUGUUGUCUUAAAACCUUGAGAGAUUACAGUGGGACUACGGGAUGCUGAGGAUGGCGAGCUGUUCUGCUGACGUUAUUGCUUGACUUCUGGAGAUAUAAAUGAACUGACAGAAUAUAAAAGAUCCCUGGACGAGACCUAUGUUGACGUAGCUGGUUAUUCAAAUUGCCCCAGGACUUCUGUUGCCAAGAUGAGGAUUAGCCGCAGAUAUGAGACUGUUGCCCUCUUCCUAGUUGGCUUUGUGUGUCUUGCGAUUCUCCUAUUUACCGAUAACUUUGACAGUCUGUCGGGUUUUCAUGACGAACAGUCACCUCCGCUGCAGAAUGAAAGGCUGCUGGCCAACGAUACCCUUGAUGGGCCUCCCAUAAUCUUCCAAGAGAUUCCUAAAUGCACAGAGAACAUGUCUUCGGCAAACAUCUCUGGAUUCUCCCAGCUUCCCAAUCAUAUCAAGGAUUUUUUACGCUACCGUCAUUGUCGCCAUUUCCCCAUUUUAAUUGACGCCCCCGAGAAGUGUGGCAAGACACCCAAAGACUCUUCCAACGUUUUCCUCCUGCUCAUGAUUAAGUCCUCGCCAUUGAACUACGAUAGGCGGGAGGUGAUCCGAAAGACUUGGGGCAGAGAACGAUUAGAAGAUGGCGUCUGGAUUCGUAGGAUCUUUGUCUCCGGUGUCUCGGGAAAUGAAGUGGAUGCCCACAGGUAUGGCUCGCUUUUACAAAUAGAGAGCCUGGAACACAACGACAUUUUGCAGUUUGACUUUAUCGACUCCUUCUACAACCUCACGCUGAAGCAGAUUCUGUUCCUACAGUGGAUGGAAUUGCGGUGCCCUCACAUCCACUUCCUCCUCAAUGGGGACGACGAUAUUUUUGCCAAUACUGACAAUAUGGUAGAGUUUCUGAAAGGCCAGAAGGAGAAUGACGGGGACAAACAUCUCUUCACCGGCCACUUGAUUAGUCACGUUGGCCCCAUUCGAGAAGUCCACAGUAAAUAUUACAUUCCCGUGCAAGUCCAAGAAUCCAAUUCUUAUCCUCCAUACUGUGGUGGCGGUGGUUUCCUCCUGUCCAGGUUUACAGCCAAGACGAUCCACAAUAUGUCGCAUGGGAUCGAGUUAUUACCCAUCGAUGACGUGUACAUGGGCAUGUGCUUACAAAAGGCGGCUUUAAAGCCCACAUCCCAUAACGGGGUCAAAACUGCGGGCUUCCAUGUUCCUUCUCAGACCCUUGACGCCUUUGAUCCCUGCUACUACCGUGAACUGCUUUUAGUACACCGAUUCCUGCCCCACCAGACUGCUGUCAUGUGGGCUAAAAUCCACAAUCCUCAUGUCAAGUGUGGCAUCUCGGUGACCCACGAGCUUCCCAAAUGACGUUCCACAGUGGUGCAACUCGAAAGUGCUGAUUAGUGAAGUGCGUGGACUGUUUAAUUUCUACUGUAAUAAAUUUCCCAAAAGGCUUCUGCUCUCAGGAAUCAAUGCCAUGAUGUGUAUCUGAGGCCCUCCGCUAUCAAAACUUGGAAUCACUUUUUGAGUUCAUAGAAGUUAACUCUUGAAACCAAACUGAGCUUUGGUCCCUGGUCCAAUCUGUGAAACUUUCACACCGUGCAAUAUAAUUAUUAUUUUUUUUUUUUUCAUCUGGGUGGUCUCAACUUUUGGUGGCAGAAUUGUGGAAGAAGAGCUUCUGUGGGUGCCCUGUGGUGUUGAAAUUCUGAAUGUAGCCCGGAGUAUGGGGGUGGAAGGGGUAAUGAUUACCCAGGACCCACUAGGAUUGGAUUAGUCGGAGCCUGGACUUGUUUUUGAGAGGAUGGGGGCCCACAGAGACUGUAUCUAUAUUGGGCCCAGUGCUCUGUGAUACACCCCUGGCCGGAGUUUUGACAAAAUAAAACGAUCAAAAGACAAAAGAAAACAUUUUUUUAUUUUAUUCUGUAUUUCAUCACAUAUGUUUGCAGCUGGCACUUUAAGUCUAAUGAGUAAGUGAAGUUUACAUUUUGCCUUACUGCAGCCUGGAGAUGAUGUGGGUGGAUCAUGGGGGGUGUAAUAUGUCCGUCAUAUUUGAUUUUAGCGAAUCACGUUGUUGCUCGCACACAUCAAUCAAUCAAUCAAAAGUUUGUUUUUUAAAGCCACUAAUCAUAAAUGAUAGUUGUAAAAAUUGUUUGUGUAAUCGCAAUUACUACACUCAAUAGUUACUGUUCCAUAAGAUUUUGGCACUGGUAUGCUGCAGUCAAAGGCGUAUCUUAAGAUAUAGCACUCCAUCUUGUGUAUUGUCUACCUCAGUGAAAGGACAGGCAUCUGUCUGUGUGUCCAUUUUGACUGCGUAGGUCUCUGUCAAUCCAACAGGUGGCAGCAUUUUAUAACAUUUUUAGUAAUGAAAUGCGUUGCACUUAUCAUUCAAACAGAUGGCAUGUCACAAACCUUUGUAGUAAUAAAACAAAUUGCAUUUGAUCAUUCCAACUGGUGGUGCAUCACAAACUCAAUAAAAUGCAUUGCAUUUGAUCAUUUCAACAGGUGGUGCAUCACAAACAUUUUUAGUAAUAAAAUGCAUUACAUUUUCCACUCACAGAUGAUGCAUCACAAACAUUUGUAGUUAUAAAGUGCAUUACAUUUGACCAUUCCAGCAGGUGGUGCAUCAUAGACAUUUUUAGUAAUAAAAUGCAUUGCAUUUGACCAUUCCAACAGAUGACGCAUCACAAACAUUUGUAGUUAUAAAAUGCAUUUCAUUUGACCAUUCCAGCAGGUGGUGCAUCACCGACAUUUUUAGUAAUAAAAUGCAUUACAUUUUCCACUCACAGAUGAUGCAUCACAAACAUUUGUAGUUAUAAAGUGCAUUACAUUUGACCAUUCCAGCAGGUGGUGCAUCAUAGACAUUUUUAGUAAUAAAAUGCAUUGCAUUUGACCAUUCCAACAGAUGACGCAUCACAAACAU